Messenger RNA from Exophiala spinifera, 1452 nucleotides. RefSeq lists its product as uncharacterized. The coding region runs from base 1 to 1452 and encodes 483 amino acids. The record is from RefSeq and is a predicted model, not a curated record. The transcript has a single exon. NCBI's taxonomy places the organism in Eukaryota, Fungi, Ascomycota, Eurotiomycetes, Chaetothyriales, Herpotrichiellaceae.
AUGACAGAGCUUUCACCUCGCGAUGGCUCUAUCAGCUCAAGCGCUUCAGGAGGAGGAGCAACAGCGGGAUUCCUCUCCAAAUUGACCAGAUCUCCCUCACGCAGGCACAAGCCCUUUGGAUCUAAUAGUUCCAUCGAUGCGACCCUGUCCCCUCCACACUCAGGAGCACCCCGACCAGGAUAUCAACGGACGACAACUGCGCCUGCGGCACCCGCAACCCUGAAUUCCAUCAGAGCAGAUCCUGCUCUUGGGAGGAACAGUGAUGUGAGCGGCCAGGCUUCGGGCGACAACAUGGCGCUUCCCCUUUUUGUUCCACCCCUCACUAAUGGCUCGAUCGACGGACGAUUGCCAAUGCGAAGAAUUGGCAGCAAAGAUGCCACGAAUGAAUCGCCUGCAACAACCAAAGGGGACUUGGACGUCGCAUCUGCUUUGGCAAUCAACGGUCUGCUUCCAACGACCGUGGUUUCGGGGGUCACAAAUACCAGCGCAGUCUAUGCACACAUACAAGAGUUGGCAAACAAGAGGAUAGCCACGUUGGAUUACUUGCGUAAGGCGCAUGAAGGAAGAUCAUUCUGGUUCAAUACAAUCCAGUUCACCGAAGCGGACAUCGCCAAAUUACCAUCGUAUACUCCCAGUCGCCUGUCACGGCGAGCCGUGAACUACAUGAUACUGGGCAUGUCUCUUCCCACCAUUUUCGAUCUCCAUCCGCCACAAAAUGGCUCUAGCGCAAAUGCAGCCGUUGCGCAAGAUUUCUUGAAGAGUCUGAACACUCUGUUGACCGAAUUCGAGUCCUUUCAACAACUACACCCCCCAGAUGGGAGCACGGCGAGUUCCUUGAGUCGAGCGAGAAUUCCGCAGAUGUUCAAGAGAGCCGCAACGACCUCAAGACCACGCAAAUCAAGCGGCCCAGUGACUGACAUCGGGCUGCCAAUGCUGCCGCACUCGUCAUCUCCGCCAAACAUGCCAGAAGUUGGACAUCACGGCCCACAGCCAUCGAUUGAUGCUACAACAAGCAGUGCAUCUUUCAUUUCGACGGCUAGCACACUGGUGACACCGUCCCCGUCAGGGGCACUGUCCUCGGCCACUUUUCCUACCCUUUCGUCUUUUCCAGCGCCGGCGCCCUCUGAUUCCCCUAAUUCAACCCUCCUGCCAAACGAAGGUCCUUACACAUAUCUUCAGACACCGCCUUUACCAUUUAUCCCGGACUUCUUCACAGUCUUUGCGACGCUAUGCGACGUCCUCAUAGACACAUACCAGAGGUUGCUUCAGAUAUUGACAGGGCCAUCCGUCUGUACCCCCCUGCUUGGUGACCUCUUCACCAAAGUCGAUGGGCGAAUCCGCAAAGUCGUGGUGUCUUCAAUUGUACGAGAGUUCGAGAACACCACACGAGAGAGUGCGAAGAGAGAAAUGAUGGGCCUGCAGAAGGUCGUCUUGGGAGGACUCAUGGCAUGA